GAAAUGUUUUAGAAAAGAAUUCAGUUGAUAAACUGAAGCUGAGUUUAUAUAUUCUGGAAUAAAAUGCUCUACAUAAAGCAAUCGGUGUUGGUGUUAAUAAGCAUUCUCCUUGUGAUUGUGCAAGGCAAGAGAUAUCUUUAUUAUCCACGGAAAGCCCUAACUAAGGGACCAACUACUAAUUAUUCACGGAAAGCCCUAACUAAUGUACCAACUACUAAUUAUCCACGGAAAGCCCUAACUAAUGGACCAACUACAACUUCAUCUCCAUUGAAAUUUGAUCAAGUGCGCUAUUCACCCGAAUUGAUAAACCAUUUUCGUGACUUUUUUAAACUAAUUCCCAAAAGCACAAUAGAAUCGUUGGUGGGUAAACCUCCAAUUCUUGAUUCAGAACUUAGGAAUGCCAUCUCAUUUUUGUAUAGUUCACGAUUCAAAGAAUUCCGAGAACAGGCGGAACGAACGCCUGAAAUUAUUAUACUAAUAAAAUAUUUGCAUCUGAAAAAUGUUCCAUUGGAUAAAGAUCGUAACGAUUUUGAGAUUACUGCUCAAAAUAGUAAUGUCAGUGUGAAAAAGUUGAGUAGUUUUAGUAACCUCGUUAGAGAAGUUUUCACACAUUUGCCACGUCAAGAAUAUAUAAAUUUGAUCAAGCAGAAGUGUAAGAAGAGUGAAAUCUUUUCCAAAUUCUAUAACGCACUACGUCAAAUGAGAUUCCGUGCUAUGGUAGGCGAUGCCAUGGUCACACAAAAUGUGAAGAAUCUUAUCAGUACUUUGAACAGCAAUUCCAUCGAUGCUCAUAGUCUGGUGAAAAUUUUCUCUAAAGUCAUAUCCUGGGGUCCAACCAUAUGUAUUUUCAAAAAAUUAAAAUAAAAAAAACUGUCCAGAUUCAAA
Molecule: messenger RNA, 885 nt
Organism: Drosophila willistoni
Lineage: Eukaryota; Metazoa; Arthropoda; Insecta; Diptera; Drosophilidae
Exons: 2
Coding region: 64-864 (266 amino acids)
Source: RefSeq, a predicted model, not a curated record